Messenger RNA from Coffea eugenioides, 1047 nucleotides. Its product is annotated as gibberellin 3-beta-dioxygenase 1-like. The record is from RefSeq and is a predicted model, not a curated record. The transcript has 2 exons. Gene Ontology annotation, molecular function: gibberellin 3-beta-dioxygenase activity. Gene Ontology annotation, biological process: response to light stimulus; gibberellin biosynthetic process. Bases 1 to 1047 code for a protein of 348 amino acids. Lineage: Eukaryota; Viridiplantae; Streptophyta; Magnoliopsida; Gentianales; Rubiaceae.
AUGGGUACAGUUUCAGGAGCAUACAAAGAUGUUCCUAUGCGUCUCAAACAUGUUAUUCCUCUGGAUUUUGAGUCCACAAAAGUGGUUCCAGAAUCACAUAUAUGGCCAGAAACAGAAAAUUUUCCAUUAUCUGAUCGUGUUCUCCCCUCUGAUGAUGAUGAAAAAUCAAAAUCAUGGAUCCCUGUCAUUGAUCUCAUGGCUCCCAAUGUAGUGGAACUCAUUGGCCAUGCAUGUGAAACAUGGGGAAUUUUUCAUCUCACCAACCAUGGUAUUCCCUCCAGCCUUAUUCAUGAUGUUGAGUCCCAGGCUAGAAGACUCUUUUCUCUUCCAACCGAGCAAAAGCUGAAGGCCUUACGAUCGGCCGGCGGAGCCACCGGCUACGGUGCUGCCCGGAUGGUACCGUUUUUGACCAAAUAUUUGUGGCAUGAAGGGUUCCUUAUUGCAGGUUCUCCUGUUGAGCACGCUAGUGUACUUUGGCCCCAUGACCACAAAACUUUUUGUGAUGUGAUGGAAACUUAUCAAAAGAUGAUGAAUUCCUUGGCACACCAACUCUUGCUUCUGAUGUUGAAGUGGCUAGAAGUCUCUGAAGAUGAACUGAACUGGAAACUAUCAAUGUCCCAAGAUGCAUUGUUACUCAAUUCCUUUCCAGCCUGCCCAGAUCCCAAAAGUACCAUUGGUUUAGCCCCUCACACAGAUUCAUUGCUCAUUACCAUUCUUCAUCAAAGUCAAGAGGGUUUGCAGAUUUUUCGCAACGGAUUCGGAUGGGUGACAGUUUCACCCAUUGAAGGAGCUCUUGUGGUCAAUUUUGGUAAUCUUAUGGAUAUAUUGUCAAAUGGCAAGUUCUCUGGCAUUCUGCAUCGUGCUUUUGUCAACCAGAUUAGGCACAGGAUUUCUGUUGCCUACUUCUGCUAUCCUCCAAUUGAUUCCCAGGUCGCACCAUUUGCUAAGUCUAAAUGUCCCAUUUAUAGUUCUUUAACAGUGAAGGAAUAUCUUGAAAUCAGGGCCAAGCAUAUGGAGGAUGCACUUUCUGUGAUCAGAAUAAAAUGA